GCCUCUCUCCCUCAAAACCCGAACAAGAGAAAAACGUGGAAAAUAACGGGUAGCCAAAUCGAAGCUCACCCCAAUCUUUUUCCCUACUCAGCCAUUCGUUUUUAAUUCAUUAAUCAGUUUCUCCGCCGGAAAAUCGCACCGUUGUAUAUUUUCUGGUGGAUAAUUCAUCGAUUGAGGCCGAAUGGAGCGACGAACCUAUGAAUCUCCCAUGGACUGGGAAUACCAGAAUAAUGGUCCGAUAGACCCUUCAAGUCCGUUUGUGCAGUCUGCGAAACGAAUGCAAACUAAAAAUACCUUCGGCUCUUCAACUACCAACGGCAACAGUCGUAGCAUUUUUGGUAGCAAUCCCUUCCAGCGCACUCAAAGCACGCCCUCUCCUUCUAAGCCUUUGCCUCCAACGCCGCCGCACCAACCGUCCAUUUUCUCUACGUCUAAUCUUCAAAGAACGACCACCGCUCCGCCCUUCCGAAACCCUGCCUUCACAACCCCCAGGAAGCCCUUCGAAGUCGAUACAUUAUCAGAAUACUCGGCCGCCGAAUCUAGUCCAGCCGCUACUGACGUCUCGGACUAUCCCGAUACGCCCGAAAACGAUCAAUACGACCUUACGCGCAUGACCAUUACACCAUCGACCAUGAAUAGGAACAAAGCGCUAUCAUCUAAGAAGACUCCCGGAAAAGGCGAGAUCUCUAAGACUGUCUUCUCUACACGAGACAAAGUGCGCAAGAGGAAGCGUUAUAAUGCAGAUAAGGACAUUAGCGGUUACCGUCUACCGUAUCUCCAGCCGGACGAACGCGACGAGUCAGAUUAUGAGUCUGACGAGAGCACGUUCGAGCCUGGUAAACCCCGCAAGGAUCAAACGAGGCGCAACAAUGACAACUGGUUCGGAAGAUUUCUAGCUACUUUGCAGCGACAUCCGUAUGCCCCUAGUAUCCUGGGCUAUUGGUUGCAAUUCGGAUUCAACCUAUUCUGUGUAUCAGCCACAUGUUGGGUUGGAUGGGCGGUCAUCAAUGGAUUGCGACAAGAUUUCUCUACUGAGAGACAAGCAUUAAGGGCCGAUAUCCUAGCUGAGAUUGACAAGUGCAAAAGCGACUAUCUCACGAACAAAUGUUCGCCUAUCGAGAAACGACUUCCAGCAAUGUACCAACUAUGCGACCAGUGGUAUGACUGUAUGCACCAAAAUCCAGACAACGUCAAGCAGAUAUCAAGCAGUGCGAAGGAGAUGGCCAAAAUACUCAGCGAGAUCGUUGACACUCUAUCUUAUAAGACUAUAAUAAUAUUGGUUCUCUUGUUCUCUAUUUUUAUCUUCAGUGGGAGGUCUCUAUACAAGAGCGCAAAUGCUUUUACGGAUAUUCCCCAAUCCCAUUCUGCAGCCCCGUUUCCAUCGCAACAUGCAGUCGAUCAACACAUGAGGCCCCCGUCGCAACAAAUAUACUGGCAAGCACUACCACCUCAGACCCCUCGACACACGAAUAACCGGCACCUACUUGCAAACGAUGUCACCCCUGACACUGACGACGGACCGACGAGAUUCCAGUCUCUUCCACCCCCCGAAACACCAACCACACGAAGAAGUCCGACUAAGGGUGAUAGGGGCAGAAGCCCUACGAAGAGUAGGAGUCCGGCCAAACGAUAUUAAUUUAAUGGGGAAAUGGAUUGUAUAGUAGUACUAAAGAGCGAGCACUUUUGGUGUUCAUGUUGGCUGGCUAUCGGUCAUGGUCCCGAGUCGAAUGAGUGGUGCGAUUUAUUCCAUCAAUACUAGAAGGACAGCAUACAUCUUGAGAGUGACGCAAGCAUACAUAAUAACGAAUGUUCAAUACUAUCCAAUUAUGAAG
Hypoxylon trugodes is the source of this 1832-nucleotide messenger RNA. RefSeq lists its product as uncharacterized. The coding region runs from base 182 to 1636 and encodes 484 amino acids. NCBI's taxonomy places the organism in Eukaryota, Fungi, Ascomycota, Sordariomycetes, Xylariales, Hypoxylaceae. Gene Ontology annotation, cellular component: nuclear envelope; nuclear membrane. The transcript is spliced from 3 exons. Gene Ontology annotation, biological process: lipid homeostasis; nuclear envelope organization. The record is from RefSeq and is a predicted model, not a curated record.